Molecule: messenger RNA, 2320 nt
Organism: Dunckerocampus dactyliophorus (ringed pipefish)
Lineage: Eukaryota; Metazoa; Chordata; Actinopteri; Syngnathiformes; Syngnathidae
Gene: bckdha
Product: branched chain keto acid dehydrogenase E1 subunit alpha
Exons: 8
Coding region: 275-1597 (440 amino acids)
Biological process (GO): branched-chain amino acid catabolic process
Molecular function (GO): oxidoreductase activity, acting on the aldehyde or oxo group of donors, disulfide as acceptor
Source: RefSeq, a predicted model, not a curated record
AUGUACAGCAAUGUUAAUGGUGAUCAUUUAUAGCGAAAAUAUAUAGAAAGAUUUUUUUAUUCUACAGAAAAAUAUAACAAUAGUCUUAUUUUUGAAGGUUUCUGACUUCCGUUGUCGUACACGUCUCUGAGCUGCGUAUUGAGGAUUUGACUUGUCUGAUUGCUCGUUGAAAAGUGAUAAACCCUAGUCCUGGUCGGGAGUCUAAAAUAUUGUUCAUCACUAGCGUGCAGCGCCUUUGACGAGCAAGCGGGCGAAUUAAGAGGACGGUGGCAGUAUGAACAAAAUGUAUCGGUUGUGUUUCCACGCUGCGCGACAAGCGGCGGGACUUAAAGCGUCGAGGCUGCUUCAACACAGAACCUUCAAAGUCAAUACCGUGCACAGACAGCAGCCUUUCGACUCGACGCUGGAGAAGCCUCAGUUUCCCGGAGCCUCCGCAGAGUUUGUGGAUCAGCUGGAGUUCAUCGAGCCCAAUGUCAUCUCGGGCAUCCCUGUGUACCGCGUGAUGGACCGCCAAGGCAACAUCAUCAACCCUUCACAGGACCCUCAGCUCUCCAAAGAAACGGUCCUCAACUUUUACCAGAAGAUGACGCUGCUGAACACCAUGGACCGCAUUCUGUACGAGUCUCAGAGACAGGGGAGGAUUUCCUUCUACAUGACAAACUAUGGCGAGGAGGGGACGCACAUUGGCAGCGCUGCGGCUCUCGACCCCAACGACAUGGUCUUUGGUCAAUACCGAGAAGCUGGUGUGCUGAUGUAUCGUGGCUUCCCGCUGGACUCCUUCAUGGCCCAGUGCUACGCCAACGCAGACGACCUGGGCAAAGGUCGGCAGAUGCCCGUCCACUACGGCUCACGGGACCUUAACUUUGUCACCAUCUCGUCUCCGCUGGCCACGCAGAUCCCACAAGCGGUGGGAGCAGCUUACGCCAUCAAAAGGGAGAAUAUCAACCGAGCGGUGAUUUGUUACUUUGGCGAGGGGGCCGCCAGCGAGGGCGACGCCCAUGCCGGUUUCAACUUCUCGGCCACGCUCGAGUGCCCGAUCAUAUUUUUCUGCCGCAACAACGGCUACGCCAUCUCCACCCCCACCAACGAACAGUACAGAGGAGACGGAAUCGCCGCUCGCGGGCCGGGCUAUGGCAUGCUGUCCAUCCGCGUGGAUGGCAACGACGUCUUCGCCGUGUACAACGCCACCAAGGAAGCUCGCCGCAGAGCAGUGGCAGAGAACCAGCCUUUCCUCAUCGAGGCCAUGACGUACAGGAUCGGCCACCACAGCACAAGCGACGACAGCUCGGCCUACCGCUCGGUGGACGAGGUCAACUACUGGGACAAGCAAGACCACCCCAUCUCGCGUCUCCGGCACUACAUGACGGCGCGCGGUUGGUGGAGCGAGGACGACGAGCGGAGCUGGCGCAAGCAGUCGCGCAAGACGGUCAUGGAGGUCUUUGAGCGUGCCGAGAAGCGCCUCAAGCCCAACCCGGAGCUGCUCUUCACCGACGUGUACGAGGAGAUGCCGCCCGCCUUGAGCAAGCAGCGGGAGUCGCUCUUCAGGCACGUGCAGCAGUACAAGGAGCACUACCCGCUGGACCUCUACGACAAAUAGAAUGUGUUACAUUGAAGCCCGUUUGGUGCCUUAACACGCUUCCUGUCAGGUCGCACUCAUGUAAACACACAGUUGGUGUGCUAACCUCAGAUGUAACCUCUUUUGUGGUGGUGUUUCGGGUUUUCUUUGUCUCUUCUGGUUUAAGUAGGUCGUGGUGGACACGCUCACACUGUAAGAGGACAUUACAUUGCUCAUCGAUGGGCAGUGGAACCUACGUUUUCGUCAUGAAUACGUUCCAAACGGUCAGACGAAAACCACAUACAUGUUCCCUAUAAUACAGAUACUAGUUGUAGUUUACAUGUAAAAAAAAAAAAAAAGAAAAAUACAUAAAUGAGGAAUAAAAUUUAUAAACAAACAUUUCACAUGCUUUUUUUUAAACUUUUUUUUUUUUUUGAAGACUUGUUGAACUAGAAUGAGUGGCGGGAAGGGUGUGAGGGGAGCGCAGCCGCUGUUUCACACCAGUUCAUUUAACUUAACUUUAAAGAGUAGACUGUUAGAGCUGUAUACUUGCUCAUACUUACAUACUUGUAAACUUAAGCAGUCGGUACAGUCAACACACACACACACUCUUUUUCUGUUAUGUGUCUCUCUGAAACUAUUCCCACUAGGAACUAGGAGCCUUUCCAUUGCAAUCCUGUUGUAGCAAACGCUACACUUUGCUACGGCUUCUUUUUUGAAUUAAACAACUUCCCACCUUCUUUAUUAAAGUUUUGGCACUUGCAA